This is a messenger RNA of Mesocricetus auratus (golden hamster), 1420 nucleotides long. RefSeq names its product alanine and arginine rich domain containing protein (gene Aard). The transcript has 2 exons. The record is from RefSeq and is a predicted model, not a curated record. Lineage: Eukaryota; Metazoa; Chordata; Mammalia; Rodentia; Cricetidae. Bases 144 to 641 code for a protein of 165 amino acids.
CGCUCUGAGUGGCCCGACAGUGACAGCGUUCACUGCCAGGGUCCUCCUGUUCCGUUAAUUGCCCCCGCCCCCGCCCCGAUCGGCCUUAAAAAGCUCCAAGUUGCAACCAAAUCCCCAGUCAGAGAGCCGCAGUAAAGACAGCGAUGGGCUUGGGUGACUACAGCCACUGCAGGCAGCGGAUGUCCCGGGGACUCUACGGGGUCGCAGGCAGGGCUGCGCUGUGGUCCCCAGCCUUUCAUCUGGUGCACCGCAUCCCUUGCGGCACCUGGCGCAUCGAGGCUCAGGAGCAGGCCCGGGCAUCCAGCCCGGUGCUGGAGCACCUCCGGCGACAGCUGGAGCGCGCCUUCCAGCGGGCGGCGGCACGAGGGCGCGCCAGGCGCGCGCGGGAGGCGGUGGCGGCGGUGGCGGCGGCCGCGGCGGCGGCGCGGGAGGAGCGGACCCGGGCGCGCAUGGAGUGCGCGCUGGCCCGGCUGCGCGCGGAGCUGCUGGAAUUGCGUCUCCAGAACCAUCAGCUGGCCCGAACUUUACUGGAUUUAAACAUGAAAAUGCAGCAACUGAAGAAGCAGCAGGACUUGGAGCGAGCAUCCAAAUCCCAGAGCCCGGAAGAUGAAGCAAUGGAUUCCGAGUGUGCAAGCGCAUAGUGGAAAGCCUCAGCCUGCAGCGCCGAAGCAGCCCUGCCCCUCACCGUAACAUAGGCAACUCCGAAACUGUUCUAGCAUUAAUACUAGCGAUGCUGUAUGUGCACUCUUGAGGGACAUUUCCAUCCAGCCAGAACUUGGGUAUAAGGAAGAAGUGCGGGGAAAAAAAUCUUAAGAAAGGGAGAGAGACUUUCCAUUGCUUUGACUGGCUAUUAUAGCUUUAGUGGGAGGAAGGAAAGAAGGAGGAGAAGGAUGAGAGGGAAAGAGGAGAGAGGGAUAAGCCAAAGUAUUACAUAUUGCCUUACCGCCCCCUUACAACGCUGUGCGUUACCUUAUUACCAUCCUUCUUGUGGUUCGGUGUGGACCUGCAGGAUCCGUAAUUGCUUUUACUGUAUUUAUUUUUGGCCCAUCAUCUAGUAGCCGUUCCAAUACUCUUCUGACUCGUGAAAUUGAGAAUUACUAGCGCCUGGAUUCCGGUCAUUCCCCUAAUGUGGCCCGCGUUAAGGGUGUCUCAACUUCUUGCUGGAUGUAGUCAUGUAACUGCAGGCCUUGCUGUCAUUCAAAUCCGAAAUAUGUAAUUAUUCUCCUAAAAAUCUUUUUCUUCAGUUGAUUCAGGUUUGAGCUUCAUGAUGUAUUCCCCUAAAUUCCUAACUAAUAUAGUUCUUGUGUUCAAUUAACUUGGAGUUAAAAUGGUUCUUACUGUUGAAUUAAAAGAUCUGAUUGUACCCUAAAAGUGCUUUUCAAUGCAAAAGGAAAAUUAAUAAAAAUAGCUGCAGACGUAA